AUGGCAAGGAAAAGAUCAGUCAACCUCUGCAAAACUCUGAUAUCAGCUGCAAUCCUCAAUUAUCCGCCUCCAACGUUAAUUGGAUUUGAACUGGAGGAAAAGGAGGGAAAUGACAAUUCAUCUUCACAACACGUACAAGACACCUUGAAUUUUCUUAAUGGAAAGGAAGUGCAUGAUGAUGAUAUAGUAUUGAUAUUAGAUGAGGAUACCUGGCUCCAACUCCCAGUCGAGAUAAUCAUCAGCAGAUUCCUACGCAAUACACGGGAUUCUAACGCCUCACUUCUCAAAAAGUAUGGACGAGUUGAUAUAAAUAAUAGCAUGGUCGAUAGAGCUAGCUCAAAACAGCCCCGUCCUCAAAAAUACACACAAAAAGUCCUCUUCGCAGCUCAAAAGGAAUGCAGCAUUAGAGACGGUCCAGCCGAACUAGCUUGCUACGCAAAUAAUAUACCGCAAUCAACGUUACCGAAAAACAAUUAUGAAAGCAAAACAGAUAGGUACGAAGGGGGCAUAUACUGUCGCCCGAGAUUUAUAGAGGGAGCGUUAGCGGUAGGGAAGGCGGAAGAUGUACGGAGAGUUUGGAAGAAAGCCGAGGAAUUGACCCGGCUACAAUACAAGAGUAAAGAGGACACAUCGGUUCAAAAAGUCUUUGCGCAAAUCUUUGGAGAACAGGAAUGGAAUCGAAGUCAGAGCAGGAAAGCAUCAUCUUCAAAAUUUCGCAUCUGGCUCGAGGCUAAAUUUGGAUACGGUGUUGGUGUUGAUGCUCCUGCAGCGAAUAAUAUAAUGUUUAAACCAGAAGGUCCAAGCGAAAACUAUGAAUUUGGUAUUGGGCUCGAUUAUGCAUCUGGGGUUUUCCAAACAAUGCAGAAAUCAAGUGAUGAUUUGAAGUUUGUUCGGUAUGGGGACAAGCAGGAAAAGGGGAUUGUGAGAAUGAGGGGGUUAAUCCAGGGUCAAAUCGAAAACUCUGGGAUAUUACCCGCAGAGUUGAAGGUCAUUGAAGGACCGCUUGAGCUGUGUGGAGAUGGAGAUGUGCAUAAAGAAGGAGAGAUGACCGAUAUUGGGAUAGAAAAUGCCCUGAUGGAUGCAAAAAAGCAAAACAUAACUUGGAUAGAUGUGGAAUUGGGCACAAAUAUAAAAGUUCCAGGGACCUCAGUACCCGCGUCCCUAAAUUUUAAUUUCCAUGGCAAAGAUAUACGCGAAGGCGAAAAAUAA
Messenger RNA from Sclerotinia sclerotiorum 1980 UF-70, 1209 nucleotides. RefSeq lists its product as hypothetical. The record is from RefSeq and is a predicted model, not a curated record. Lineage: Eukaryota; Fungi; Ascomycota; Leotiomycetes; Helotiales; Sclerotiniaceae. The coding region runs from base 1 to 1209 and encodes 402 amino acids. The transcript has a single exon.